AUGCUUCCCGGGGCGGGUCCCCUCGCCUUCCUCCUGCGGUGCCUGCUGCUGCUCCUCGCCUCCGGGAGCCGAGCCCGGGCUCGGCCAGAGGCGUUCUGCGACUUCAACGGCAGGAGGUACAGCCCGGGGGAGAGCUGGCACCCGUACCUGGAGCCCCAGGGGCUGAUGUACUGCAUCCGCUGCAGCUGCUCCGAGAACACCAGCAUCAGGUGCUCCCGGAUCCAGUGCCCGCCCGUGCCGUGUGCCAGCCCCGUCACCGAGCCCCAGCAGUGCUGCCCGCGCUGCCCUGAGCCGCCCUCCCCGUCGGGGCUGCGCGCCCCAGCCCGGUCCUGCCAGCACAACGGCACCACGUACCAGCAGGGAGAGAUGUUCAGCGGCAGCGAGCUCUUCCCCGGCCGCCAGCCCAACCAGUGUGUGCAGUGCAGCUGCUCCGAAGGCCAGAUUUACUGUGGCUUGGUGACCUGCCCCGAGCUGCUGUGCUCCUCUCCCUUAACUGUGCCAGACUCCUGCUGCCAGGUCUGCAAAGAUGGCUCCUUGGAGAAGCCCACGGAAGAGGAACCCCUGCAGUUAAACAGAGGUGUUAGACACUCACAGGACCAGUGCUUGGGAGAGGUGGUGGGGAGGAAGGCACCUGGGGCCACCGUGUCCACUGCUCUCGGUUCUUCCCUGGAGCUAAUUCCCAGGAGCUUCAAACCCAAGGGAACAGGAGGCACCACUGUGAAGAUUGUCUUGAAAGAGAAGCACAAGAAAGCCUGUGUGUACAACGGCAAGACCUACUCGCACGGGGAGGUGUGGCACCCGGUGUUCCGGCUCUACGGCCUCCUGCCCUGCAUCCUCUGCACCUGCAGCGACGGCGUCCAGGACUGCCACAAGGUCACUUGCCCCAAGGAGUACCCCUGCGAAAAUCCCGAGAAAGUAGAUGGGAAAUGCUGUAAAGUAUGUCCAGGUAGGUGGGACCCUGCCUGCUCCUGCAGCUGCCCCCGGGGCCCCGGCCGUGUCCUGGUCUACGCCUUCGCGCCGCCGCGCUCCGAGCCCUCCAGGGACCUCCUCAGGACCGUGGCCGUCGAGAGGGAGCUGGCGGAAGAGGUGGAAAUCUACAACUGGAAGCUGAUUAAAGGAAUAUUCCAUCUGAUCCAGACCAAGAAGAUCAGCAAACAAGAAUUCAAGCAAGAAGCACAAAACUUCAGGCUGAUCACCAGGACUAACGAAGGUCACUGGAACAUCUUCCGAGCCCAGGCGGCGGAGCUGAGCAUGACAGAAAGCCCGGAGAAGGAAACUAAGAACUCGUAAAGCAGAGAGCUUUGCUCUGCCUGUUGAUUAAUCUCCACACAGACACACAUACACGCAUAUAUGGACUCCGGAGCUGCAUUGUUAAAUAGACUGGCACUGCAAUACAGGUUACACGAGUGGAAUCCCAGCAACUGCAGAGAGAUCCCAGCCCGUGGGAAGCACAGCCGCGUGGUGCCUGUCUGCAGGCUGGCCAUGGCCUCCUGCUGCCCCACGGGCGCUGCAGGGGCAGAGGGAGCGGGGAGAGCCCUGCAGUGGGACCCAGCCCGGCACCCCAGCGCUCCCCGGAGCACCCGGGGCUGCAGCGAGGCAGAGCGCGGCCGCGCUUCUCACCAGCUGCCGCGAGGAGAGAGGAACCAUCCCUCCUCCCUUCUCGGAGCCCCCGCAGCUGCAAAGGGCUGUCUUUGGCUGAACGCCCCCCAGGGCUGUUUUCUGAAAAAUCUCCUCUCUUCCAGCUGGGAUCAUCCUUCUCCCUCUUUGCAGGUCACUUGGAAGGUUUUGGGAGGACCCACCUGCUGGCGGGGUCUGGGACCCUGGGCACUGCACUAAGGUCGCUACUCAGCAUUUAUUGUCUACAUAUUUAUAUCUAUCCUAUAUCAUAUCUACGGGGCUGUACUCACAGGAGGGGCGUCUCCCAAAGGGCAAGCAGGAUCACUGCUGCAGCAUGGGGAGGAGGGUGUGCAGCAGCAUCACCUUCCCCUGUCUGGAAACAGCUUUGGGGGAUUUUCAGGUUGUUUUGGUACAUCUAUUUAUCCUGGAUUCUUGUUUUAUUCUGUUUUGAUAAAUCUAUUUAUUUGGAGAUCCA
Molecule: messenger RNA, 2092 nt
Organism: Ficedula albicollis (Collared flycatcher)
Lineage: Eukaryota; Metazoa; Chordata; Aves; Passeriformes; Muscicapidae
Gene: CHRDL2
Product: chordin-like 2
Exons: 11
Coding region: 1-1290 (429 amino acids)
Molecular function (GO): protein binding
Source: RefSeq, a predicted model, not a curated record